Porites lobata is the source of this 807-nucleotide messenger RNA. Lineage: Eukaryota; Metazoa; Cnidaria; Anthozoa; Scleractinia; Poritidae. The record is from the annotation of a GenBank genome assembly.
AUGGGCAGCACAUCAACUAAUAAGAGAUCUGUUAAGUUGCAGCUCAUGAGAAAACUCUCGAUAUCAAGACAAUUGAGAGACAUAAAGUUACCAAAUCAGUACCAAGAUGAAUUUGUGACUUUAUGCUCACCUUGCCGUAUUUCCGACAGUGAAUCUACAGAGGAAGUCGGCGCUAAUUCCCUCAACUGGCGCGUAAAAUACGAAUUUGCAAACAUUGCCACAAAGGUGCCUCUCCAAGGCGUAAACUGGAGAAAUUGUUCUGGCGCCACUGACCCCCCCAGUUACAAACUUGCACAUUUGGAUGGGGAUGACGCACAAUUGUUAAAGCAAGUUUACGAAGUAAUGUAUCCAGAGAGAGACAUUGAAUUGGCCCACCUAGCCGAGGGUAUACAGAAAUUUGGAGCAAUCAAACUUUCCUCCGUUACUUAUGGAUCAAAGAUGCAAUCUAGAGGAAUUCGGUCCAGUAAGAUUUUAGCGUCCUGGCCGCCAGACAAUGGGCAAGUCCUGCAGGACCGGUUUUGUUUGUCUGCUGGGACUGUACGUUAUUAUUUUAGGCAUUCAGUUCAGUUGGGAGGUGAGCAUUUAUCACAUUUCUUCUCCUGUAUCAGAUGGUAUAUACCACAUGAGGAAUCCACUACUCUAUAUGGCAACCCAAUCAGGGUCUAUAAAAACAAAUUCUAUCCAGGAGGACCGUCGGCGUUUAUGCCAGUCCAAAGGAUAUUUUCAAGAUUCACCUCAGCUGAAGUGGAUGUAGAGGGACAAAAACAAGUUGUGAUGGCUCCCAUCAACACGAAUGUUCAACUGUAA